CGUGUUUGUCGCCCAGGUGGUUCCGGGAUGGGCAAUCGUCAGGGGCGCGGCGCCGGUCGCGUUGGCGAGUCGCCCGGCAAAGAGGGCGCCGGGCGAGCCCCCGAGGCGCCAGAUUCGUCGUCGCUGCCGCAGCCGCCUCAACCGCAACCUCAACAACAACAAUCUGUGGUUGAAAACCCUGCCGCAGACGGUCACGGGGAGGACGACAUGGCUUCUUCAUGGCAGCAGCAGCAGAAGGAGCUCCACCAACAGCAGCGGGAGUUGGAGCAGCAACAACAGAGGCGCCUUCAGGAGCAGCUAGCCGCUGCUCGCAGCGCCUCGGCGGUCCCGCCGACGCCACCGCAGCGCCCGGCGUCUUCAACGCCUUCGCCCCGCCAGCCGCCGUCCCCGGCUGGCGUGCGUGUCAUUGAGGUCAAGGCCGACGUCUGGAAGCCGCCGGGCCCCGCCGGGACUACCUGGACCCCGCCCCAGCAUCAGCAGCCGUCGCCUCAGUUCCACAAGCACGUCCAGUUCCAGACGCCUCCGUAUCCCGGCGGACACGAUGGCUCUCCGACGAUGCACAGACCUCAGCCUUCGCCCUCGCCUUCUCCCAAGCCGUACAGACCGCCUACUGGCGUUGCUGCUGGUGCUAGUCAAGUCCACUACGACCAGCCGUGGUCUUCGACUCCGCCUCCGCAGCGCCAGCAGCAGGCUUCGCCGCGGUCUCAGCCCUCGCCGCGACUUGGUGUGCAGCAGCAGCAGCAUCCGGUGCAGCUAACGAUACUGACGACUCCGAACGUAACGACAUCGACCGGCGGUGGUGCGCCGAGUCCUCGCCGCGUGCCGCUGGACGUGGUGCCUCACCCGUCGGGCCAGCGGGUGUGGUCCGAGGAGCCCAUCUGCGAGUACGUGGAACCCGGAGGCCCCAGCCUGGCCCAGCAGAUCGCCCAGCAGUCGCAGGAUUACGUGGAUGAGAAGGAGCUCGAGUACCGUCUCGCCAUCCAGCAGCUGCAGAAUGAACAAGAGCGAGUGCAGAAGAAAGUGUUUAUGAACUGGAUAAACAACUUCCUCUCACAGAGGACGCCACCUUUACGAGUAGACGACGUCAUCGAAGACUUACGAGACGGCACGAAACUUUUAGCCUUACUAGAAUGCCUUUCAGGACAAGUGUUGCCGAGGGAACGCGCUCGCAUUCUGCGGAGGCCUCAUUUCCUCAGCAACGUCAACACGGUCCUGCGGUUUUUGGAGCACAGACGGAUCAAGCUUGUCAACAUAAACGCCACAGAUGUUGUGGACGGAAAACCUGCCAUUGUUCUUGGUCUCAUAUGGACCAUUAUCUUACACUUCCAGAUUGAGGAGCACACACGUCUCCUCGCUGGCUCUCCAGCCUCGCUCGAUGACAGCUCCCUGGAGUCAACCACGCUCCAGGAGCAGCUUGCUGCUCAACCCGUUUCUCCGAGGAGGCCAACCGCCGCGGAGCGAUGGAAGGGCGGAGCCCGCAAGGCACUGCUGCACUGGGUCAAGAACAGUAUCAGCCAGCGAUUUGGUGUCCAAGUUAAUGACUUUGGACCAAGCUGGCGGGACGGCCUGGCCUUCCUGGCCAUUGUGCACUGCAUCAAGCCAUCGCUUGUGGACCUGGACUCUGCAAAGAAGAUGGACGCUCGGAACCGCCUGGAGAGGGCAUUCUCACUCGCCGACCGGGAGCUGGGCAUCCCGCGAUUACUCGACCCCGAAGACGUGGACGUUCCCCAGCCGGACGAGAGGUCUGUGAUGACUUAUGUGGCCCAGUUUCUGCACAAGUACCCUGGCACAUAUGCCACGGAGCAGCCCCUCUCGCCCACAGUCUCCUCACCAACGUCGGCCGCCCCAGCACAGGACGACCUCUCCGUGCUCGAGUCCUUCCUCAAGCGGGCCGAGACCACCUUGCAGAUCCUCCAGAGGCCACUCACCAACCUUCGAGAAGAGUACCAGAGCUAUCUGAACCUGUGCCGAGACUUGGACGGGCACCGUGAACUCUAUGCCAGGCUGGGACGUCGUGCAGCCCGAGCAGACAGCACCGUCGUGCUGAGCCAAGCGUGGCCGCUCAUGGAAUCACGCUGGCGCGCGGUCGAGUCUGGACUGGCACAGUGGCGCAAGCGACUCGACGCCGCCCUUCCGGGCCGACUGGCUCAAGUCGCGGAGUGGCUGGCGCAGACCGAGGAAAGGCUUCGCAACGACAAGCUCGCUUUGGGACAGAUGGAUGCUGCCACCGUAGCUUCCAAACUGGCUGAACAUCAGUCCAUCCUAAGCGACCUGGAUGAAGUGAAGAAGUGGCUGGCCGACCAGAAAUCGUCGCCCGCCAUUGUAGCCACCGUGGCUCCCGAACACUUGGCUGACAUCGAGCAGCGGCUCGAAGCCCUGUCCUCGCUCGUCUGCAAGCGCCAGCUGCUGCUGGAGAUGGAGCGACGCAAGCUCGCGCUGAUGGCGCUCGUGCGGUCCGUCGAACAGCACGUCGCCCAACUGGAACAGAAGCACGGAUCACGCCCUCAGGUUGAGGAGCUGCUGAGGAGACACAGGGACCUCCUGGAGAGGGACCAGGUGUUCCAGCAGUUUGACCGCCUCUUCAGAGAGCUCCAGGAGGCCUUGGACAUGUGCCAGAGGGGAUCAGCCCUCGGAUUUCAGGAGGUCGACGACCAGGCCAGGUUCCUGAGUGACAUCCACGACCACUGGACCAAGCUGUCGGCUCGACUACGCACCUCCGGCAACAUUCUCAGUGAGGUUGUGGUCCAGUGGCAGAAGUACGAUGCACUCUACGGACCCAUGGUUCAGUGGCUGGAUCAAGCCGAGAUUGCACUUCAGUCCACUCUUGCUCAGAAACAGGAGUUCUUCCAGGAUCUGCCCGCUUGGAACGAAAAGAAGAAGAAUGUUGUUGAGUCGGGAGACUACCUGGCCGCAACCUGCCGAGAUGAUAUUGCGUCGACCAUCAGAGCCCAAGUCCAUUCCAUCAAGCAGCGAUGGGACUCACUGUAUCCACAGAUGCAUCCUUUCCUGAGCAGUGGCGAAUCGCUGCGCGCAACUCAGCAGUUCCAGACAGGCCUGGACAACCUCAAGCACUGGAUGCAGCAGGCGGAGCACCUCCUCACUGCCCACGUGCCUUGUGACGUGCCUUCCCUGGAACAACACGCCGAGGAUCUGAAGAGGUUCCAGACCACGAUGGAAGAACAGCGGUCGCAGUACAAAGCCUUGUCCAGGACUGCCCAGGUUUUGGUUCGAGACCUAAGCCGUACAGAAGUCGACAAAAUGAUGGCUGACAUGAAGAAGGAAAAAGAAAAUCAGGUUCGCGUGGAAGCGCGUUGCUCUCAGCGGCUUUGCACUGUGACCCAAGUGACAUCGCUGGUGCGUGCCCUGGACGCCGACCUGGAUCGUCUCGACCGCUGGCUCGACAAGGCGGAGGAUGCCAUUGCUACUUACGCUGUGCCGAACACGCAGAGCCUGGUGCAGGAGCAGCUUGAGAAGCACAGGGCAUUCUUCUCUCAACUGACUCCGAUGAGAGCGCUCCUGACAACCAAGAACAAGACGCAUCGGGAAAUAAGGGAGGAAGUUGGGGCCUGCCCGGGUCUGGACACAUCCCGGGUGGAUGCCAGGAUGGCUCAACUAAACGAUCGCUUCCAGAACUGUGCCUCAUUGGCCGAGCAGUGGGAGCGUGCCCUGCAAGAGGCGGCCAACAGGUGGGAGAACAUCAACGAUGCCGAGAAGAAAGCUCUGGACUGGCUCAGCAAAGCCGAGGUGCACGUCUCUGACAGGAGGGAUCCUGAAGCUGCCAGGGCCUUCUUCAGCAAGCCAUACGAACACAUCUUGCUGCGGGUGAUCCAAACAAGCAAAGACGUUCUUGCCACUUUGCCUCCUGAAGACCACCCAGCUAUCGAGGCCAGGGUUCAGCACAUCAAGGAGAAGUGGAAGGCCGUGCAACAGAAACUGCCUCGGCUCAACGAUGAUGAAAUCUUCUCUGAGCUCCGGGAAUCAUUUGACCGUAACUUGGACACCCUGAACAAGGAGCUGGAUGAGGAACAGAAGCUCAUAGACAAGGGCGGAAACCUUCGCGUUAUUCUGACGCGUCAUGAAGAGUACUUCAACAAGUCCCGUGAGAUGGGCACGCUACAGGACUGCCUUGAAGAGAUGCAGCAGCUGGCACAGUCGUGCCCCAGUCACCAGGCACCACUGUCCGACUGCCAGAGCCGGUUCCGGGUGCUGCAUGAACGCAUUGUGACCACCAACCGGAUCCUCCAAGUGCCUAAAGACGAGUGGCUCGAGUACUCCAAGAAGUUUAACGGACUACUUUCCUGGAUGGACCAAGUGGACCAAAGAAUCGAGCAACUCAUGCAGAGUGACACCAGCUCGGCCUCGGCCUACGAGACCCAGAGAACCGAGUUCUUGGACAUCUGCGAGACGGUAGACGCUCGCCGGGGUGACCUGGACUGGCUGAACCAGCGGCUGGAGUCUCUGGUGCCGGGCAUGGAGCCUGAGGAAGCCAAGAAAGAGAAGGAGCGGCUGGCCGGCUUGGUGGCUCGCUACGGCGCCCUCUUGCCCGUCAUGGAGACCACUACGAUCGUUUCCGAGACUGUCUCCAAGUGCUACUUGUACCGAGAGGAGGUCACCCAGGUCACGCGCUGGCUGAGAGAAGUCCGGGAGUCCAAGGUGGUCCCCGAAGAAAUUCCCCUCGACAGUCCAGAGAAACUGGAGCAGAUGGUGCAGAAACAGAAGGCAAUGGUGGAAGAGCUGGAGAAGCGUCAGGGAAGUGUCCUGGAAAGCAUCAAGUCAGGAAAAGACCUGCAAACCGUCAAGGGUGCCCCGGAAUUUGUGUCCAGCGACGUGAAAAAGCUGGAAGAAGAGUGGUCCCAGGUGUACCACGAAGCGGUUGAGAAACUCGACCGCAUGACGAAGGACAGCCAGCGCUGGCAGGAGUUUGAGAAGCUUCGUCAGGAGAUCCUACGGCUUCUGGCUCAGGCUGAGCAGGAGCUGGUCAACAUUGGACUCCUGGCCGACAUGGAACAGAAGAAGCUGGAACAGUGCAUCAAGGAGAAGCAGGAAGCCGCCAAGAAACUGCAGGAGUCGAUGGACAGCAUGCUUUCCCGGCUGCGAUCUUUGGCCGACGAACUGUCUACACAGCUGGGACCCCAGAGGGAGACCCUGUUGCGUGCCGAGCUGGACAAGACGGAGCGCAAGACGACCACCAUCCUGACCACUGUGCACGAGACAGUGCAUCGGCUGGAGACGGCAGCCAGCAAGGGCACCGACCUGUCCGACCGCCUGUCCCGGCUCAGCCAAUGGCUCGACACCGCUCAGGACAAACUGACGGCAGCCACUGAGGGCCCGGUACCCGAACAGCUGGAAGAGGUCCAGGUCAGUUGGUUAACUAACGCGAAAGCAUUAUAUGUAUGAUGAAUCAAAAACUCC
This is a messenger RNA of Rhipicephalus sanguineus (brown dog tick), 5412 nucleotides long. Its product is annotated as muscle-specific protein 300 kDa. Gene Ontology annotation, molecular function: actin filament binding. Lineage: Eukaryota; Metazoa; Arthropoda; Arachnida; Ixodida; Ixodidae. The transcript has 27 exons. Gene Ontology annotation, cellular component: meiotic nuclear membrane microtubule tethering complex; nuclear outer membrane; cytoplasm. The record is from RefSeq and is a predicted model, not a curated record. Gene Ontology annotation, biological process: nuclear migration. Bases 28 to 5397 code for a protein of 1789 amino acids.